Molecule: messenger RNA, 423 nt
Organism: Chara braunii
Lineage: Eukaryota; Viridiplantae; Streptophyta; Charophyceae; Charales; Characeae
Source: the annotation of a GenBank genome assembly
ACUAGCUUCAGACUGUCAUAGUUGCUCCCGCCGUUUACCCCCAAAAGAUGAGGUGCGGUGUUUCGCCCGUUGGCAUAAGGAUUACGAGAACGAGGCUGACGUGGAGGAGGAGGAGAAAGGAAGAGGCAAUGGAGGAGGAUGAAGAAAAGGAGGCGGCGGCGAUGGUGGAGGAAGAAGAUGAGGAGGAGGAGGAAGAGGAAGAGGAGGAGGGGGAGGCGAAGGAAAAGGAGGAGGAAGAGGAGCAGGCGAUCAAGGGAAAAAAGGAGCACGAGGAGGAGAAAGAGGCGCUGGAGGAGGAGGAAGAGGAGGAGGAGGAGGAGAGAAGAGGAGCAGGCGAUCAAGGGAAAAAAGGAGCACGAGGAGGAGAAAGAGGCGCUGGAGGAGGAGGAAGAGGAGGAGGAGGAGGAGAGUAGGAGGAGGAGG